AUGCUGCAGCGACCACAGCAGCAGCAAGAGCAGCAGGAACAACAACAGCAGCAGCAACAGCAGCAGCAGCAGCAGCAAAGGCAACAGCAACAGCACCACCAAGAACAGCAGCAGUUACAGCAGCAACAGCAGCAGGUCCAACAGCAGCAACAGCAGCAUCAGCAGCAGCAGCAACAGCAGCAGCAGCAGGAGCAGCAGGAGUAUAACCUUUUGGCCAUUUCUUGUCAGCAGCAGCAGCAGCAGCAACAGCAGCGGCAGCAGCAGCAGCAGCAGCAGUGGCAGCAGCAGCGGCAGCAGCAGCGGGAAGAAGAAGAGGAAAAGCAAGAGCAGCAGCAGCAGCAGGAAGAACAGCAGCAGCAAGAGCAGCAGCAGCAACGAACGCAGAAGACAAAGAUUAUAUACUCAGAUAUAUAA
Molecule: messenger RNA, 414 nt
Organism: Eimeria mitis
Lineage: Eukaryota; Apicomplexa; Conoidasida; Eucoccidiorida; Eimeriidae
Exons: 2
Coding region: 1-414 (137 amino acids)
Source: RefSeq, a predicted model, not a curated record